Molecule: messenger RNA, 2154 nt
Organism: Marchantia polymorpha subsp. ruderalis
Lineage: Eukaryota; Viridiplantae; Streptophyta; Marchantiopsida; Marchantiales; Marchantiaceae
Source: the annotation of a GenBank genome assembly
GGGAGAGAGGAGGAGGGCGUCUCUGUUGUUGGCCCCUGUGACAGACAGACGCAGAGGCAGAGGAGCUUAGGGUUUGUUGCGAGCGAGCGAGCGAGCGGGUCAGCGCAAGGGGAUCGACAGCGCGCGACGAACUCCUUCGUGCUCUCGAGCCUGACAGUCGGGGCCAUAAACUGCGCUGCGUCUGCGAGUCAGGAAAUUCGGUCGCCUCCAUCAGACCUCCAAUGCGGGAUUCGCCGAUCACCUCUUGCUGUUUGCCGGGAGCCAGGGCUUGGGGUUAGUACGAGUGCAAUCAUCGUUGCCGUUGUUGUCGAUUGGCAGCCAACGGGCUCAAGGGGACGGACUGGGCCGGGCGUAGGGUUUGGGCUGAACGUCUGGAAUCGGAUGCGCGCAGGAUUCGAGCGAACGGUAGAAUCAGAGGACGAGGGGCAGGAGGGGAUUUGGUAGCGGUGCGUGCGUCCGGAAUUGGAGUCGCUUUGAGCCUCUGAAAUCGUAGCGAAGGGUUUGACGGUCUAGAGCCAUGGGAGGCGGGGCGGGCAGAGGGAAGUUCAAGGGCAAGCCUACGGGCCGUCGCCACUUCUCGACCCCCGAGGAAAUGGCUGCCGGGACGUCUGGAAAACCUCGGAGUUUCAAAAGAGACGCCAAGGAAGAGGAAGAAGAAGAGGAAGAAUCAGAAGAGGAGGAGGAGUCGUCUGAGGACGAGAGUGCGAAGAAGAAGGGAGCACAAGGUGUCAUUGAGAUUGAGAAUCCUAACUUAGUGAAAGCGAAGAACAUCAAGGCUAAAGAUGUGGAUCUUGACAGACCAGCGGAGCUUUCGAGACGAGAGAGAGAGGAGCUGGAAAAACAACGCGCUCAUGAGCGUUAUUUGAAGCUCCAGGAACAGGGCAAAACCGAGCAAUCUAAGAAGGAUUUAGAACGCCUUGCCCUUAUUAGGCAACAACGACUGGAAGCUGCUAAAAAGCGCGAAGAGGAGAAAGCAGCUAAAGAGGCCAAGAAAGCAGAUGCCCGGAAAUAAUUGAGCUGGGUGACAUUAGGAGUACACGCUGUGAUUUGCUCUGCAUCGACGAGUGUUUGUUCAUGUGCCUCAUUUUGUACUAUGAGUUCUCCGUAUAAGUGUCACAAAAUUCAUUUUGGGUCGUGGCUUCGGCAGCCAUAUUUUUGCUGGUACCCUGCGCAUACGUAGUUCGUGCGGGUCAUGUGGUAGUCACACUCUGGCUAUCGAGGCCAUAAUGUUCCAUUUUUACGUUUUUAAACUCCCAACUGGAAGGCUUUGGGUACCCGCAGAGGUGCUGUGUAAAUUUCCUAUGCCGAAUUGAAACUGUUUGUACUGACCACCAUUCCUCACAGACCGCUCAACUCCCUGAGUAAAGUUGUGAAACCUUCAUCUCUACACACAAAUCAUAUCGUAUGAAGUCGCGAGAGGGAGGUCGCUUCUUUCGGUAUAUAAACCACAAUUAAACACUGGUCUGUUGUCUUUCAUCGCUGGGCAUGAAAAGCUUCCUGUUUCUGUCUUAAUGUCUGUGUCUGGGAUGUUAACAGAGACAUGUGUGCGGGUUCUGGCGCGUUUUAGUGCGUGCACGCCCUAGUAAUGUAAGUUGAUUCAGGCCGAUAGUACACGUUGCCUGGCACAGAUUGGGAUAAAUCUAGAUAGAUGCAGAAUAUAUCACAUCUGAAGAGAGAAGAUAUCAUAAGCUCUGAGCGCUUGCGACAAGUGCGCCUACCCAUUUACGAGCACGGUCUCCGCAGGAUUUGAGGGUUAGUACUUAAUGUUCGGGUUGUGAUGUAGUUAAAGGUUUUCACCCAGCACUUUUGUAGGCAGGACAUUCACAACCAAGAUGGCGUUGCAUGACUUGUAGCCAUUGUACGGUUGUCGCCUCCUGUCAUUAAAACGGGAAGCUUGACAACCUCCUGUUUCUAGACUUGGUCAGUUAGAUAAGUUUCAAAGCACGUGAACUGUUGAAAGCUGACUAUGUGUAGUAAUGCAAAUGCCUGAUGUGAAGAGUUAUCAUAGCCGGUAGUAAAUCUUGGACUAGCAGACUUUGGUUAUGCCUGUGAAACAUUCAUAUGAUGUAACCGUACAUCGUGUGGAAAGACUUUAUUACAUCAGUUUUCUAAUCAAUGUAUAUUGAAUUACUGCUCAAGUAAUGUGUAUCACAC